UUAAUUUUGACAUUUCCUUGUUUUAAAAAGAAACACUUGCUUACGCAGACAUUCCAUUAUUUCAACAAUUAAAAUUAAUAUAUUCUAUGACAAAUUCUCAAACUCACAAAAAUGGUAGAUGAAGGUACUAGAAAAACACUAAGCAGCAUACCUUUGUUAAAAACUAAAGCAGGACCCAGAGACAAGGAAUUAUGGCCUACCCGUUUGAAAGAGGAAUACCAGGCAUUAAUAAAGUAUGUACAAAAUAAUAAAGAAGCUGAUAAUGACUGGUUCAGAUUGGAAUCCGAUAAAACCGGAACAAAGUGGUUCGGUAAAUGUUGGUAUGUCCACAACCUACUGAAGUAUGAAUUUGACUUGGAAUUUGAUAUACCCGUUACUUAUCCAACGACAGCACCAGAACUUGCUCUACCCGGUCUCGAUGGGAAAACUGCUAAAAUGUACAGAGGAGGCAAAAUAUGUUUAACUGACCACUUUAAACCACUAUGGGCAAGAAAUGUACCCAAAUUCGGUAUAGCUCAUGCAAUGGCUUUGGGUCUUGGUCCAUGGCUAGCCGUUGAAGUUCCUGAAUUAAUCGAAAGAGGCGUCGUCAAAUACCAGGAGAAGUCUGAUGAAGCGAAGUAAAAAUAUUUUGUACGAAGUUUGUAAAUAUAUUGUUUUAUAAAAUAAAUUGAUAUAUGUGUUU
Molecule: messenger RNA, 682 nt
Organism: Vanessa atalanta (red admiral)
Lineage: Eukaryota; Metazoa; Arthropoda; Insecta; Lepidoptera; Nymphalidae
Gene: Ufc1
Product: ubiquitin-fold modifier-conjugating enzyme 1
Exons: 4
Coding region: 112-621 (169 amino acids)
Biological process (GO): protein K69-linked ufmylation
Cellular component (GO): cytoplasm
Molecular function (GO): UFM1 conjugating enzyme activity
Source: RefSeq, a predicted model, not a curated record